AUGAAUGAUGCGAAACAAUUAAGGGCUGGCGUUGUGUUUGUCGAUCACAUCCCGCGAACGAGUCUCGGAAAAGUGAACCGAAGAUAUUUCAAACAACUGGUCGCCAAUGAAUUGAUUGUUUUGGCCAAUUCGGACACAAAAUUGACAGUAAAAGAGUUGAUCACAAAAUCCAAUGCAUUGGCGAUGGCUUUGUUGGAGAAGGGGAUCAAUAAAUCAGAUAUUAUUCUCACUUUUGCCGAUAAUUCAAUUGAAUUGGUUAUCGCAAUAUUUGCGAGCAUAUGGUUGGGCACAACCGUCUGCCCAAUCAGUCCCAUCGCUAAUAUUUACGAAAUGGAGGGCCAUUUGGAAACAUUGGAAUCUAUGGUGAUCUUCACGUCAACAAUUAAAGCCGAAAUCAUAUCCAAAGCGUUAAAAAACAGCAAAAUAAAUGAUAGCUUGAAAUUGAUCACUAUAUUGGACGGCACUUAUGAUGAUUACAUCGAUUUUAGUGAAUUACUUGAACAGGGAUCCGAUCAACGGUUGCCAACCAUCCCAUUCUUUAAUGUCGAUCCCGUGAAAGACAUAUUUAUAAUGUUACAGAGCUCUGGGACUACAGGAGUGCCCAAAUCGGUGUUACACACACACUAUGGCUACUCUUUGUUAAUGACUGGCUUAACAUUUUGGACUCCGGGAGAGAGACCCGUUUUUGGGAACAUAACUCCGUUCGGGAGUAUCUCUGGUUCGGGCUUUUUAUUUCGCUUAUUAACAUCUGGAGUGGUUGUCGUUAUAUACAGCGCUUUCAACGAGCAGUUGAUUGUUGAGAGUAUUGAGAAAUACAAAAUCACAUUCAUGUUUAUAACGCCCCCAUUGGGACACCGACUUAUCGACGGACAACUCGUGGAUAAUUAUGAUCUCUCGAGCCUUCAGUUCGUGACUGUCGGCGGCUCUGCCUUUUCGGCCACAGUUGCCGAGACAUUGGUUCGCAAAUUUAAUCUCAAGUUCACUCAGGAUUUUCUUGGUUCGGAUACAGAUGAGUUGAUCGAGGGCAAUUUAGGCCCACCAAAUGUUAACACCGAACUAAAAGUGAUUGAUUUGACAAACGGAUCAAAUUUAGGGCCCGAUAUUGACGGCGAGAUCUGUGUUCGCGGACCGUCAAUGUUUGCCGGAUAUCUAAACAACUCGUUGGCCACCAANGAAAUUGACGCGAAUUCAGACACAGAAUUGACAGUAAAAGAGUUGAUCACAAAAUCCAAUGCAUUGGCGAUGGCUUUGUUGGAGAAGGGGAUCAAUAAAUCGGAUAUUAUUCUUACUUUUGCCGAUAAUUCAAUUGAAUUGGUUAUCGCAAUGUUUGCGAGCGUAUGGUUGGGCACAACUAUCUGCCCAAUCAGUCCCAUCGCUAAUAUUUACGAAAUGGAGGGCCAUUUGGAAACAUUGGAAUCUAUGGUAAUCUUCACGUCAACAACUAAAGCCGAAAUCAUAUCCAAAGCGUUAGAAAACAACAAAAUAAAUGAUUGCGUGAAAUUGAUCACUAUAUUGGACGGCACUUAUGAUGAUUACAUCGAUUUUAGUGUAUUACUUAAACAGGGAUCCAAUCAAAUGUUGCCAACCAUACCAUUCUUUACUGUCGAUCCCGUGAAAGAUAUAUUCAUAAUGUUACAAAGCUCUGGGACUACAGGAGUGCCCAAAUCAGUGUUACACACACACUAUGGUUACUAUUUGUUAAUGUCUGGCUUAACAUUUUGGACUCCGGGAGAGAGACCCGUCUUUGGGAACAUAACUCCGUUCGGGAGUGUCUCGGGUUCGGGCUUUUUAUUUCGCUUAUUAACGACUGGAGUGGUCGUCGUUAUAUACAGCGCUUUAGACGAUCAGUUGAUUGUUGAGAGUAUUGAGAAAUACAAAAUCACAUUCAUGUUUAUAACGCCCCCAUUGGGACACCGACUCAUCGACGGACAACUCGUUGAUAAUUACGAUCUCUCGAGCCUUCAGUUCGUGACUGUCGGCGGUUCUGCCUUUUCAGCCACAGUUGCCGAGACAUUGGUUCGCAAAUUUAAUCUCAAAUUCACUCAGGGGUAUGGAAUGACCGAAUAUGGUGCGAUUACAGAUUUUCUUGGUUCGGAUACUAAUGAAUUGAUCGAGGGCAAUUUAGGUCCACCCAAUAUUAACACCGAACUAAAAGUGAUUGAUUUGACAAACGGAUCAAAUUUAGGGCCCGAUAUUGACGGCGAGAUCUGUGUUCGCGGACCGUCAAUGUUUGCCGGAUAUCUAAACAACUCGUUGGCCACCAAUGAAGCCAUAGAUAGCGAGGGAUGGCUUCACACCGGAGAUAUCGGUCAUUAUGACCAACAAAAUCGCUUCUUUAUAACCGAUAGACUCAAAGAACUGAUCAAAUAUGGGACAAAACAGGUCUCCCCGACAGAGAUUGAGCUCUUUUUAGAGACACACAAAUGUGUGGCAGAGGCGGCAGUGGUUGGCGUUAAGCACGAGAUUGAGAGUCAAUGGGUUAGGGCUUAUGUCAAAGUGAAAGAUGGGAUGUCUGUCACCGAAGAGGAGAUCAAACAAUACGUUUCGGACAACAUGAAUGAUGCGAAACAAUUAAGGGCUGGCGUUGUGUUUGUCGAUCACAUCCCGCGAACGAGUCUCGGAAAAGUGAACCGAAGAUAUUUCAAACAACUGGUCGCCAAUGAAUUGAUUGCAUCGGUUUAAGCAGUGUUUUCGUAUAAUUAUAAUUUUAUGAUAAUAUCGUCAAAGUUUUAACAAUCUUUAACUGUUAUACUUUUAUGUAAAUUUUAUUUUUAUAAUUUCAGUAAAACAUUUAUAAGCCUUUGUGAAUGUAUUUAUGCUGUGUUAUAUUUACAGUGUAUGAUUUAUUGAAUUUUCAUUAUGAUAACU
Molecule: messenger RNA, 2868 nt
Organism: Medioppia subpectinata
Lineage: Eukaryota; Metazoa; Arthropoda; Arachnida; Sarcoptiformes; Oppiidae
Source: the annotation of a GenBank genome assembly